AUGGCAACAGGCAACACGCGCUUUGUGCGCUACAUUGCCAUUGCGCUUGUCUUCCUCGGCGUAUACUACUUCCUCUCGCACACCGACUACCAGAGCGUCGACAUUAGGCCCGGCGGCCUCAACACUGGCGACGUCAAAGUCGACAAUGGCGCCAUCUCCCCCGAGGCUCCUGUGCAACCGGGCCCCGAAUCGCCCGCCGAAGCCCCGAUCAAGGAGGCGCCUGCUGCGCCCCAGGUCCAAGAUACACCCGCAGAGCCUGCGCUGCUGGAGGACCAGUUUGGCGCGGAGCACCCUCUGGCCAUGAACCCUGGAGCUCCUGGCUGGAACAACCUCGAGGGCACCGACCCGGGCCCGCGCAUGAACGCCACCUUUGUCACGCUGGCCCGCAACAGCGACGUCUGGGAGAUUGCCAAGUCGAUUCGCCAAGUCGAGGACCGCUUCAACAAACGCUUCAACUACGACUGGGUCUUCCUCAACGACAAGCCCUUUGACGACACGUUCAAACAGGUGACGAGCUCCCUCGUGUCCGGAAAGACGCACUAUGGCGAGAUCCCCGAGGAGCACUGGUCCUUCCCCGAGUGGAUUGACCAGGAAAAGGCCAAGAAGGUGCGCGAGGACAUGAAGCAGCGCGGCGUCAUCUACGGCGACUCGGUCAGCUAUCGCCACAUGUGCCGCUACGAGUCCGGCUUCUUCUUCCGCCACCCCAUUAUGCUCAACUACGAGUACUACUGGCGCGUGGAGCCCAGCAUCGAGCUCUACUGCGACCUGCACUACGACCCUUUCCGCGUCAUGGUCGAGGAGAACAAGAAGUACAGCUUCGUACUCAGCCUCUACGAGUACCCAGAGACCAUCCCCACGCUCUGGGACAGCACCAAGAAAUUCAUGAAGAACCACCCGGAGCACAUUGCCGAGGGCAACUCGAUGAAGUUCCUGAGUGACGACGGCGGCGACACCUACAACCGCUGCCACUUCUGGUCCAACUUUGAGGUCGGCAGCCUCGACUGGCUGCGCAGCGACGCCUACAUUGACUUCUUCACCUCCCUCGACAAGGACGGCGGUUUCUUCUACGAGCGCUGGGGCGAUGCCCCCGUGCACUCGAUUGGCGCCGGCCUGCUCCUGCCCAAGGAGGAGAUCAAGUUCUUCAACGACAUUGCCUACUUUCACAACCCCUUCACGCACUGCCCUACCGGCGAGCAGACCCGUAUUGACCUCAAGUGCCACUGCGACCCCCAGAAGAACUUUGACUGGAAGGGCUACUCAUGCACCUCCCGUUACUUCGAGGCCAACGGUCUGGAGAAGCCCCAGGGCUGGGAGGAACAGAAGGGUUAA
Messenger RNA from Emericellopsis atlantica, 1329 nucleotides. Its product is annotated as nucleotide-diphospho-sugar transferase. The transcript is spliced from 4 exons. NCBI's taxonomy places the organism in Eukaryota, Fungi, Ascomycota, Sordariomycetes, Hypocreales, Bionectriaceae. Gene Ontology annotation, biological process: cell wall mannoprotein biosynthetic process; protein N-linked glycosylation; protein O-linked glycosylation. Bases 1 to 1329 code for a protein of 442 amino acids. Gene Ontology annotation, molecular function: alpha-1,2-mannosyltransferase activity. Gene Ontology annotation, cellular component: membrane; Golgi apparatus. The record is from RefSeq and is a predicted model, not a curated record.